Molecule: messenger RNA, 4869 nt
Organism: Prionailurus viverrinus (fishing cat)
Lineage: Eukaryota; Metazoa; Chordata; Mammalia; Carnivora; Felidae
Gene: VSIG10
Product: V-set and immunoglobulin domain containing 10
Exons: 9
Coding region: 361-1977 (538 amino acids)
Source: RefSeq, a predicted model, not a curated record
AAGGUAGAGGAAGUUGGGCUCCCGCCUGGAAGGGAGGCGGGAGGGAGUCCGGCUCCUGUUGUUUUCCGCGAGCGGGAGUGGGUGGCGGGCGCAGAGGGCGGGGUGCGCCCUCCCACCCCGGGCCGGGCGCUCCGGGGCCAGAACCGCGUCGGGAGCCCGGCGCAGCUCCCAGCCCCGGACUUCGGGCUCAGCCCAAGCAUCCUUCCUGGGGGCUGCGGAAAGCGGAGCUACUCGGUCGUUCCGAGGACUCGGGAGGAGCGCUCAGUACCCCGGGGGCCGGGGCCCUAGGGGCGGGGGCGCACGUCCACCCAGCCGGCGCCUGCGCUUCCUGAGGAGCCCCCGGCCGGCAUCGGGGGCGAGAUGGCCGCGGGCGUCCGGCCGUCCCGGCCGCAGGUCCUCGUCUGCCUCGGGGUGCUGCUGGCCCGCUGGGUCGCCGCAGGAUUAGGGGCUCCGGUCAUCGGAGAGGUUCACGAGAACGUUACUCUGCACUGUGGCAACAUCUCGGGACCAAGGGGCCUCGUGACCUGGUACCGGAAUGACUCGGAGCCUGUCUUCCUCCUGUCCUCCAAUUCCAGCUUCCGGCCGGCUGAGCCGCGCUUCUCUCUGGCCAAUGCCAGCUCGCUGCACAUCAAGGCGCUGAGGCUGCAGGAUGAGGGGAACUACACCUGCCGGGAGGUCCUGAAUGAGACGCGGUGGUUCCGAGUGUGGCUGCGGGUGGCCCGCGGUCCCUAUGAGGUUGAGGUCAACAUCUCCAGCACCGGCACGCUCCCCAAUGGCACCCUCUAUGCAGCCAAAGGCUCCCAGGUGGACUUCAGCUGUAGCAGUCGCUCUUGGCCUCCGCCAGUGGUUGAGUGGCAGUUCCGGGCCCCCGAUUCCAGCACUGAGCCCUUUGGAAACAACCUGACGGUCAGCAGCUUCAUUCUGCUGCUCAUGUCGCAAAACCUCCAAGGGAACUACACGUGUUUGGCCACGAACACGCUCAGUGGGAGACAGCGGAAGGUGACCACCGAGCUCCUGGUCUACUCACCCCCUCCGUCAGCCCCUCAGUGCCGGGCAGAGAUGUCACAAGGACAGCUCACGCUGCAGCUCACCUGUCGCUGGGACGGGGGAUACCCAGACCCGGACUUCCUAUGGACAGAAGAGCCAGGAGGUGUGGCCGUGGGGACGUCCAAGCUGGGGGUGGAGAUGCUGAACCAGUCCCAGCUGUCAGAUGGCAAGAAGUUCAAGUGUGUCGGGAGCCACAUAGUGGGACCAGAGUUGGGAGCCAGCUGUGUGGUGCAGAUCAGGAGUGCCUCCCUUGUCUCUGAGCCCAUGAAGACUUGCUUCGUGGGGGGCAAUGUGACGCUCACCUGCCAAGCGUCUGGAGCCUACCCCCCUGCCAAGAUCCUGUGGCUGAGGAACCUCACCCAGCCCGAGGUGGUCAUCCAGCCCAAUGGCCACUAUCUCAUCACCCAGAAUGGCCAGAGCUCCACACUCACCAUCCGCAACUGCUCCCAGGUCCUGGAUGAGGGCUACUACGUCUGUCAGGCCAAGAACCCGGUGGGGGUGCGGGAGGUGGACAUCUGGCUGAGUGUGAAAGAACCUUGGAAUAUUGGUGGGAUUGUGGGCACCAUCGUGAGCCUCCUUCUGCUGGGACUGGCCAUUAUCUCAGGGCUUAUGUUGUAUUACAGCCCUGUGUUCUGCUGGAAAGGAGGAAACACUUUCAGGGGGCAAGACAUGGGUGAUGUCAUGGUUUUGGUGGAUUCAGAAGAAGAGGAAGUAGAGGAGGAAGAUGUGGCCGAAGAGGAGGAAGAAGAGGAGGAGGAAGCAGAUGAGAGGGAGGAGUCGCCAAAAGAAAUACAUAAGCAUGGCCACAUCCAUAGAGUGACCGCACUGGUGAAUGGGAACGUAGACUGGAUGGGGAAUGGACUCCAGGCUCUGCAAGAUGAUAGCAGCGAGGAGCAGAGUGACAUCGUUCAAGAAGAUAGGCCAGUUUGAAGAAGAGAACUGUCCUUCGUUAUCCUGUCUUGAAAGCUUUGACUUGACUCACACCCCUGCCUGAGGACUUAAAAUGGUUUGGGACUCUCAGCAAAAAAGAAAAACACACACACGUAUAUUUCCUGCCCCCCUCCCUUUUUUUCCCUAAAUCGGUUGACUUGCUGUAAGUUUUCUCAUUGAUGUUAAAAAGUAUCAGGAACGGGCAGUAUGGGGGGGGGAAGGUGCGUUCGGCAUCUGAGGUGCCCCUUUUCACUGUGACUUCUGGCUUUAUCCAGCUUGACUGAUGCUGAUCUGGGGGGAGGCACUUGAGCUCUGUGCUCAGGGCUCUCAGUGCACCAUGAAAGGUCAGUGAUCAGCUUGCCCCAACACACAAGGGAAUAAUGUGGGGUCAUGGCCCAGGUAAGCUGGAGAUCCAGGUGGACGUCACCUCCCUGGAAAAGGUGAGGAGAUGUCAGUUGCCGAUGCUAGUCAGAGGGAGGCAGUUUGGCUCAGGUUUUGGAGGCUUGAAUCUGGGCCCUGUUUCUUGUUUCAUGGGCUCGGGCACGUUGCUUUACCUCUCCCCGGGACCUCAGUUUUCCUCAUCUACCAAGUAGGUGGAAUCAUACCGGCCGUACAGGGUACGGUGGGUCCUAAAUGAGGUACUUGUGGGUGUGAAAGUGCCCAGGAGGUGUUCAGUAGAUGUUGGUUAUCUUCUCUUUUGCCCUCCCUGGUGGAAGAAACAAGGUCAACUGUAAAUUACAAGCUGCCACCUUGGCCUCCCGUUCUUUGUUGAAUGGUUUCAGAUGAGAGCUCUCCUGAUGGUAUUUGCUUCCCCGGAGGUAUAGUUCUUUUCAAAAGAGGUAGGGGCCCAUAAGAGGAAGUGCCUUUCACUAGAACCUCUCAUUUUGCAGAGCUUCAUAUUUAUACAAAAGCCUCUUAGGUGACACCCUAUUGGUUUUCAGAAUUUCCCAUUCUUCCUUUCUCCUGUGGCUUUGAAAGAAGGCAGGAGAAAUGUUUUGCAGGGGAGUAUCUGGUGAGAAGUACCCCUUGGGCACACAAGUUCAUCCGGCCUCAGUUUCUAGAUCUUGGAAAUGGGAAUGAGAAAACUUGUUUCCUUCCCACUUCCUAAGGAAAUAGAUUACGAGGCUACGUUGAUCAAUAAUGCGAAGUUUGGACUGAAAAUAACAUAUGAUGAGUUUAAGCUGCUGUUUCCAGAUCCCUGGACAGUUCAGAGAUUUGUGUUUCUCUGAUUUCAUCCAAAUCUCUUAAACAUCAGGGACCUACUAACGGUGCAAAAGAUGUGUGCUAAACCUGAAAAUCUGAUGACUUGAGUUUGCACUCUUUACUGUUCAUAUCCUGCCUAAUGGGCAAGACGUGGGGCUUCAUGGAGAACUUCCUUUCUCCAGCAAUAGGGACUGGGACUCCUGUGAGACGAGAAGCUGGUUAUCUGCAGGAUUACCCUGGAGGUGUGGUUGGGACAGGUCUACUUUCUUGGAUGAAAAGACUGAACUGAGAAAAUCACUAGAAGUGAGCCCUGUUCCCAGCUCAGAGCCCUGGCAAUCACAGGAGCUGGCUGCAAUUUCUACCCCUCAGGAAUAGCUGCGACCUGCUAACAGUUCUUGUGUGGUGGGUCUUUUGCUGCAUUGUAUUUCAGUACUUAACCACUCUGGCCAGCCUGAGUUAGCAUUGUUUCAGAACAGGAGACUUUUUUUUUUUUUUAAUUUUUUUUUCAACGUUUUUAUUUAUUUUGGGGACAGAGAGAGACAGAGCAUGAAUGGGGGAGGGGCAGAGAGAGAGGGAGACACAGAAUCGGAAACAGGCUCCAGGCUCCGAGCCAUCAGCCCAGAGCCUGACGCGGGGCUCGAACUCACGGACCGCGAGAUCGUGACCUGGCUGAAGUCGGACGCCUAACCGACUGCGCCACCCAGGCGCCCCCAGAACAGGAGACUUGAGUUGAGUUGCCGCUAAAGUCACUGAACACUGAGCUUGUCUCCCUUUAGAAUCUUCCGUCAUUAAAUUCCUGAGGAGCCCACUCUGCAGAGGCAACCAUGUUUAAAAAGAGAAUAAGAAAAGAAACAGGAAAAAAAAAAAAUCCUUAGGUAGGAACACAGAGAAUGAUUUGUAAGAUCACUGAGAUGCUUUCCAGAACUUCCCUCUUCUCUUGCACACGCACUUGAUGAUCAAAAAUCUUCGGGGAGGGGUUGUUCCACUAUCAAUAGGGGGCUUCAAACACUAUAAAGCCUAGAUUAGCUGACCCAUGACUUCUGUCACUUAUAUCUGAGCCCUAUGUGCACAUUAAUAUAGCUGGGUCAAUUAAGAGCGCAGGUACUGGGGUUCUUCAAGCUUUAAGGAUUUUUACAGAAUUAGGGCUUGCUUUUAUUUUAAGUCGACCCCCACCCCCAAAAUUACAAGCAUGUUAACAGUGGGUUACAAAAUCUGUGUGGCAAAGUCCAAGUUGUUACGUUGCGCUGUUACACAAUCUUAACUGAAUGUAUUGUGAACUGCAAGAUCUCCUUAUCAGAAGCAGGAAGAUAAAUACUGAAGGGCUAUCACAACUGACAUUUCAGCACGGGACACUGGGGAAGGGCUCUGGCAAUCCUGUGGCUUUGAUAUUAGUCCUAAUUCUCACAAGUACACGCAGGCCCUAUUACUGCAGAAAGCCCGUGAUGGAAAACUCCAGAACCCAUGCGCCAACACCUGGAAAAUCAUUCCUGCCGGGUAAAGUCUAUCAUGAUGCAGUAAGUGCCAUGGGACUGACCAGGAACUGCUGCAAAGAAAAAUUAGCAGAUCCCUCUGCGUUAUUUACAUUUUAAUAUUUGGUGUGGGGGGGGGGGAAUGGGUAAGAGAAAUUUAUUGAGGUUAUAAUGUGGAUUUUUUAAAAAAGAUUAUGGAAUAAAGUUAUUUUUAAAUAAA